CUUUCUUCUUCUUCUUCUUCCCGUCCGAACCCUCACCUCUCUCUCUAGAUCUCUAAGCUCUCGCUCCGGUCUUUACGGAGGGUUCCAGGCUUGUUCACAUCAGAUCUCGCACCGAUUGGAAUUGGAAUCUUCCAAUUCAUCUCCUUCUUCAUCUAUUGCAGAUCGUUGCUCUAAUCUCGCAGCUCUGAUCUCGCAACCAUGGCGGCUGCAAAUGCUCCGAUCGCCAUGCGAGAGGUCCUCACGUUGCCUAGUUUGGGGAUCAACCAGCAGUUUAUCACGUUUACACAUGUCACCAUGGAAUCUGAUAAGUACAUUUGCGUUCGGGAGACUUCACCUCAGAAUAGUGUUGUUAUAGUUGAUAUGAGUAUGCCAAAUCAGCCAUUGAGACGGCCAAUAACAGCAGAUUCAGCACUUAUGAAUCCAAAUUCCAAAAUUCUAGCCUUAAAAGCUCAAAUUCAAGGAACUACUCAAGAUCACUUGCAGAUAUUCAACAUUGAGAUGAAAGCCAAAGUAAAAUCACAUCAGAUGCCUGAACAGGUUGUAUUCUGGAAGUGGAUUUCACCAAAGAUGUUGGGUCUUGUUACACAAACUUCAGUAUAUCAUUGGUCAAUUGAAGGUGAUGCCGAGCCUGCAAAGAUGUUUGACAGGGCGGCAAAUUUAGUGAAUAAUCAAAUAAUCAAUUAUCGAUGUGAUCCCUCUGAGAAGUGGUUGGUUCUAAUUGGAAUUGCUCCUGGUUCACCUGAGAGACCUCAACUUGUCAAAGGAAGUAUGCAACUUUUCUCAGUGGAGCAGCAGAGGAGUCAAGCUCUCGAAGCCCAUGCUGCCUCUUUUGCAUCUUUCAGAGUUGCGGGGAAUGAUAAGGAUUCUAUUCUUAUUUCAUUUGCGACAAAGAGCAUUAAUGCUGGACAGAUAACUUCCAAAUUACAUGUCAUUGAGCUGGGUGCUCAACCAGGUAAGCCAUCUUUCACGAAGAAGCAGGCAGAUCUUUUCUUUCCUCCAGAUUUUGCCGAUGACUUUCCUGUGUCUAUGCAGAUAUCUCAGAAAUAUAGCUUGAUAUAUGUUAUCACCAAGUUAGGGCUACUGUUCGUGUAUGACCUUGAAACUGCCAGUGCAGUAUACAGAAAUAGGAUAAGUCCAGAUCCUAUUUUCCUAACUGCAGAAGCUUCAUCUGUAGGAGGUUUUUAUGCCAUCAACAGGCGAGGCCAGGUGUUACUUGCCACUAUAAAUGAAGCAACCCUUGUGCCAUUCGUCAGUGGACAAUUGAACAACCUGGAGCUUGCUGUUAAUCUUGCAAAGAGAGGAAACCUGCCCGGUGCCGAAAAUUUGGUUGUCCAGCGCUUUCAAGAAUUGUUUGCUCAGACCAAAUAUAAAGAGGCUGCUGAGCUUGCUGCAGAAUCUCCUCAAGGCAUUCUCAGGACACCCGACACUGUUGCCAAAUUUCAGAGUGUUCCGGUGCAAGCUGGGCAAACUCCACCAUUGUUGCAAUAUUUUGGGACACUCUUAACAAGAGGGAAGCUUAAUGCAUUUGAGUCGCUGGAGUUGUCUCGCCUCGUAGUUAAUCAGAACAAGAAAAAUCUAUUGGAAAAUUGGUUGGCCGAAGAUAAGCUUGAGUGCAGUGAAGAACUCGGAGACCUUGUGAAGACUGUGGACAAUGAUCUUGCCCUGAAAAUAUACAUUAAAGCCAGAGCAACGCCAAAGGUGGUUGCAGCGUUUGCUGAACGGAGGGAGUUUGACAAGAUUUUGAUUUACUCCAAACAGGUUGGAUAUACGCCUGAUUAUUUAUUUCUUCUGCAAACUAUCCUCCGGUCAGACCCUCAGGGAGCUGUUAAUUUUGCCUUGAUGAUGUCUCAAAUGGAGGGAGGUUGUCCAGUGGAUUACAAUACUAUAACAGAUCUAUUUCUUCAGAGGAACAUGAUACGUGAAGCAACUGCCUUUUUGUUAGAUGUUCUAAAGCCUAAUCUACCAGAACACGGUUACCUGCAGACCAAGGUGCUUGAAAUUAAUCUUGUCACAUUCCCCAAUGUGGCAGAUGCCAUUUUAGCAAAUGGAAUGUUUAGCCAUUAUGAUCGUCCACGCAUCGCUCAACUUUGUGAAAAAGCUGGUCUUUAUGUGAGGGCUCUUCAGCACUAUUCGGAAUUGCCAGAUAUUAAACGUGUGAUUGUCAAUACUCAUGCAAUUGAGCCACAGUCCCUUGUGGAGUUCUUUGGGACUUUAUCACGCGAGUGGGCACUUGAAUGCAUGAAGGACCUCCUUUUGGUGAAUCUAAGGGGAAACCUUCAGAUAAUUGUUCAGGUUGCCAAAGAAUAUUGUGAGCAGAUGGGUGUGGAUGCAUGCAUAAAGUUAUUUGAGCAAUUCAAAUCGUAUGAAGGAUUGUACUUCUUCCUCGGAUCAUAUUUGAGCUCCAGUGAGGAUCCCGAAAUUCACUUUAAGUACAUAGAGUCUGCUGCAAAAACUGGCCAAAUCAAAGAGGUUGAGCGUGUGACUAGAGAAUCAAACUUCUAUGACCCUGAGAAGACGAAAAACUUUUUAAUGGAAGCCAAACUUCCUGAUGCAAGGCCUCUUAUUAAUGUAUGCGAUCGGUUUGGUUUUGUUCCCGAUCUUACUCACUACCUAUAUUCAAACAACAUGUUGCGCUAUAUUGAAGGUUAUGUGCAAAAGGUGAACCCAGGAAAUGCCCCCUUAGUUGUAGGGCAGCUCUUGGAUGAUGAAUGUCCUGAAGAUUUUAUCAAAGGAUUAAUUCUAUCUGUCCGGUCUCUGCUUCCAGUUGAGCCGCUGGUGGACGAAUGUGAAAAAAGGAAUCGGCUCCGUUUGCUCACUCAGUUUUUGGAGCAUCUUGUGAGCGAGGGAAGCCAAGAUGUUCAUGUUCAUAAUGCUCUUGGUAAAAUCAUAAUUGACAGCAAUAACAAUCCAGAACAUUUUCUCACCACCAAUCCCUACUAUGAUUCACGAGUUGUGGGUAAAUAUUGUGAGAAACGUGAUCCUACACUUGCGGUUGUUGCCUACCGCAGAGGACAGUGCGAUGAGGAACUGAUAAACGUGACAAAUAAGAAUUCUUUAUUCAAGUUGCAAGCUAGGUAUGUAGUUGAAAGAAUGGAUUCUGACCUCUGGGAUAGUGUUCUUAACCCUGAGAAUGAGUUUAGAAGGCAGCUCAUUGAUCAAGUUGUUUCCACUGCUUUGCCUGAGAGUAAGAGCCCAGAACAAGUAUCUGCUGCUGUCAAGGCUUUCAUGACAGCCGAUCUUCCUCAUGAAUUGAUUGAGCUUCUUGAAAAGAUUGUUCUCCAGAACUCUGCAUUUAGUGGAAACUUUAAUCUGCAGAACUUGCUUAUCUUGACAGCCAUCAAGGCAGAUCCAUCUAGAGUCAUGGAUUAUAUUAAUAGACUAGAUAAUUUUGAUGGACCAGCUGUAGGGGAAGUUGCAGUUGAAGCGCAACUCUAUGAGGAGGCAUAUGCUAUAUUCAAGAAGUUCAACUUAAAUGUUCAAGCAGUGAAUGUCCUGUUAGAUAAUAUCAAGAGCAUUACCCGUGCUGUUGAAUUUGCAUUCCGAGUUGAAGAAGAUGCUGUUUGGAGUCAAGUGGCUAAGGCUCAACUCAGAGAGGGAUUAGUGAGUGAAGCAAUUGAGUCAUUUAUUCGUGCAGAUGAUGUAACACAGUUCUUAGAUGUGAUUCGUGCAGCUGAGGAUGGUAAUGUUUACCAUGACUUAGUAAGUUACCUCCUCAUGGUUAGGCAGAAGACCAAGGAGCCGAAGGUCGACAGCGAACUCAUUUAUGCUUAUGCAAAGAUAGAUAGGUUGGGUGAGAUUGAAGAAUUUAUUCUCAUGCCAAACGUUGCCAACCUUCCAAGUGUGGGUGAUCGCCUGUAUGACGAAGCUUUGUAUGAAGCAGCAAAGAUUAUAUUUACCUUCACUUCGAACUGGGCCAAAUUGGCAAUCACCCUUGUAAAGCUUAAACAAUUUCAAGGAGCUGUUGAUGCUGCACGAAAGGCGAACAGCUCAAAAACAUGGAAAGAAGUUUGCUUUGCUUGUGUUGAUGCUGAGGAGUUCCGCUUAGCUCAAAUAUGUGGUCUUAACAUAAUUGUACAGGUGGAUGACCUAGAAGAAGUCAGUGAAUAUUACCAGAACAGAGGAUGCUUCAAUGAGUUAAUAUCUCUUAUGGAGAGCGGCUUGGGCUUGGAACGUGCUCAUAUGGGAAUCUUUACAGAGUUGGGUGUUCUGUAUGCUAGAUAUCGUCAUGAGAAACUUAUGGAACAUAUUAAACUAUUCUCAACCCGUUUGAAUAUUCCCAAGCUUAUACGAGCCUGCGAUGAACAGCAGCACUGGAAGGAACUGACUUACUUGUAUAUCCAGUAUGAUGAGUUUGAUAAUGCUGCAACAACUAUUAUGAAUCAUUCUCCAGAAGCUUGGGACCAUAUGCAGUUCAAAGAUGUUGUUGUCAAGGUUGCUAAUGUGGAGCUCUAUUACAAAGCCGUGCACUUUUACCUACAGGAGCACCCUGAUCUUAUCAACGAUGUUCUCAAUGUGCUUGCACUUCGUGUUGACCACACCCGUGUGGUUGACAUUAUGCGGAAGGCGGGUCAUCUGCUGCUUGUGAAACCAUAUAUGGUUGCAGUUCAAAGUAACAAUGUGUCUGCAGUCAACGAAGCUUUGAAUGAUAUCUACGCCGAGGAGGAAGAUUAUGAUAGACUACGUGAAUCCAUUGAUUUGCAUGAUAACUUUGACCAAAUUGGCCUUGCUCAAAGAAUUGAGAAGCAUGAACUUCUUGAAAUGAGAAGAGUUGCAGCUUAUAUUUACAAGAAGGCAGGUAGAUGGAAGCAGUCCAUUGCAUUGUCAAAGAAAGACAAUCUUUACAAAGAUGCCAUGGAGACAGCCUCACAAUCUGGAGAUCGCGAGCUGGCGGAAGAAUUGCUUGUUUAUUUCAUCGAACAGAAAAAGAAGGAAUGCUUUGCGUCUUGCCUGUUUGUGUGCUAUGAUCUUAUCCGUGCAGAUGUAGCUCUUGAGCUUGCUUGGAUAAACAAUAUGAUUGACUUUGCACUACCAUAUCUAUUACAGUUUAUUCGGGAAUAUACAGGUAAGGUUGAUGAACUGAUAAAGUAUAAGCUAGAAGUUCAGAGUGAAGUGAAGGCAAAAGAAAAGGAAGAAAAGGAUGUGAUUGCACAACAGAAUAUGUACGCACAGUUGCUUCCACUUGCUUUGCCAGCACCGCCAAUGCCGGGGAUGGGAGGAGGAGGGUACGGCCCACCUCCUCCGAUGGGGCAUAUGGGUAUGCCUCCAAUGCCACCUUUCGGUAUGCCUCACAUGAGCUCAUACUGAUUGUAGACGACGAAGCUUAAGUUCGAUUUUUGCCAAUCGAUUGUUGCUGUUUGGUUUUGCUUUUAUUAUCCGCUGUUGUUCUUUCUUUUGGUGGGAGACGAUUUCAUGAAAAAGAUGAUCGAGUAUGAGUUUGUGGAAUAACAUUUUGGUUUCGUUUGUAUUGGAGGGGGGAGGAGGAGGAAGAGGGAAAUGGGGAUUGAUGGGGGUGGUGGUUAUGUUGUUUUUCUUUAUUAACAUUCUUUCUUUUUCUUUUUGUUUGUCCCGAAGUUGAAUAUGGAAUCAUCAUUUUGUUGUCUCUCUCUUUCUGGUGGUGUUAUUUGAAGAGACUACAUUAGGAAAACGAAACGAUGACUAUCUAUAUUUGUAUUUGUUUCUAUUAGCAGUACCUAGUUUAUCAAAGGACCACGAGCACUAUACACAUUCAUUUUUCUUUCAGGUU
This is a messenger RNA of Impatiens glandulifera, 5743 nucleotides long. Its product is annotated as clathrin heavy chain 1. Gene Ontology annotation, molecular function: structural molecule activity; clathrin light chain binding. The coding region runs from base 199 to 5304 and encodes 1701 amino acids. Gene Ontology annotation, biological process: intracellular protein transport; receptor-mediated endocytosis. The record is from RefSeq and is a predicted model, not a curated record. Lineage: Eukaryota; Viridiplantae; Streptophyta; Magnoliopsida; Ericales; Balsaminaceae. Gene Ontology annotation, cellular component: clathrin coat of trans-Golgi network vesicle; clathrin complex; chloroplast. The transcript has 30 exons.